Messenger RNA from Lachancea sp. 'fantastica', 5097 nucleotides. NCBI's taxonomy places the organism in Eukaryota, Fungi, Ascomycota, Saccharomycetes, Saccharomycetales, Saccharomycetaceae. The record is from the annotation of a GenBank genome assembly.
AUGUAUAGCGCUAAAGCCCCUUCGUCGCCUAGUGAAAUGGAUCAAACUGGGAACGGUGAUGAGUACUCAGGACCGGUGAAAGCAGCCAAAAUUCACAUAUUCAAAUCAACUCCCAGCAAAAAAGAGCCGGUGGGAAUAACAACUACAUCACCACGUAGCCUGUCUCGUGGGACUUCAUCAGAGGGUAGUAAACUGCUACAGUUGCUCAAGUCCAAGACCGUGAAAAGUGAGCAGUCGCCCAAACAGAUGGACAGACGUAAUUCAGACCAAAGCCUGACGUGGGUUAGGGAAAAUUUUGAAUCUGUGUCAGAGGACUCCACCGCUCAAUCGAGAGAAACUGAAAAGAAUGGCUCCACCAAAAGUUUUCAUGAUCGGGUUUCUCGCUGGAUAUUGCUCCCCUCGCCGUACAAAGUGCCCUCAUCCAAAGCUAAUCCUAGGCGAGUUUCUGCUGAUAUGUCUGCACAGACCAAUGGCCAGGAAGCCAGGGAUACAGAGAGCUCGAAUCCAGUUUCCAAUGCAAUUGAAUUUCCUCUCCCAACUGCAGCUUCAAGGGUUCUGGACCCACCACCGGCGGAUCCUGAACGGUCUUUGGAGAUUCCUCUGAUGGCCAGCGGCUCUACAACAACUAAUAAUACUAAUACUGUGCCUCCUGCUGAGCUCCAUUCAAAACCGUCCUCAGCUCCAAUAGUUCAAGAAAUGAUAAGCCAAUCCCCAGCAAAAAAUGUGGUCACAAAAACCUACCCACUGGCUUUAAAGAAUGUAUUGCACCGAAGUCCUGUUGAACAGGGUUCUAUAUUUCCUUCCGGCCCCAAAGCUAUGCGUUUUAGUGAUGGCACACCUACAAAGGACGGUUCUACAGCGCUUGAAAUGGAACAAACUCAUCAGCGAAAUGUUUUACCAACAAAAUCUGAUCAGCUUGCGCCCGAAGAGAAAAGUACGCACUCACAAGUAGUUGAGGAGGUAGCCACUCCAUUGAAUCCCGAAAUAAAAUCUUCCGCAGGAAGUACAUCAAACAAUCACCCAGAUUCAGAACCAAAAGAAGCGAGUGUACCGUCAAAUUUGAUUAGUUCUAAUUCCCAUGAAGGGCCGGCAGAAGUAGAAACUUCAGAACAAAAUCCUCAAAUCCAGUCAGGAGUGGACAAGCCCGCUUCUCAACAGAGCACAGCUAGACCGGGAUCAGAAAAUGCCGGAAAUCAGGAAAGUGAGCGCAGCGCGGCCGUAGUGACCAAGACUUCAGUUUCUAAAACCGUAUCUUCCGAAGAGCGUGCAGGUUCAUUGAAUACAGUUGAAGCCAAGAAAGCUCCUCAUGAAUCGCUAGCAUCAAGUCGACCAAGCUCUUCUUCAAAAGGAGAAAACGAAACAGGCAAACCCACCAUCCAAUCACAAGCACCUGCUACCCCCCCACUGAAUAACGCCCCGGGAACAAAGAGUCAUGCAAAGGGAAGCACGGAACAGAGACGAAAUUUGGUGUUGAGGAAAGACAAAGUUCCUCCCAAGAGUCGAUUGUCCACAUCCCCAUCUCUCGAGGCAAUACGACGAGUUUCGAUCCCUACCUCGCGAAUGUCAAGUGGUAAGGGGUACAGACCGCAGGUAGGUACCGUGUUUGACGUAUUUUUAAAAGAGAAGAGUAUUUCCAGUUUACAGCCGACUCCCGUGCGUCCCUCAGACCUCGGUGAUCAACUUCUAGUUGGUGACAAGAGCGAGUUGUUCGAAGCACUUCAUACCCAAACUCCAAAUGCUUCUGUGGUGGGCGCCAAAAACAAUGAGAAGCGGAACGAACCGCAUGACUGGAAUACCGGCUUUUCUUGGUCAACUAAAAUCACAAUGGGUAAUGGUUUAACAGCACGUAACGAUACUUCGGGAAAUGCCUCCUUUGUGACAAGGUCGGCCCCACCCAUUAUUGGACUGGAUGCUAGAGAGGAUAAGCUCUCUGGUCUUAACAGGUCAUAUCCAGAGCGCUACCCAGUACAAGGUCCAGCAAACAUGACCCAACCUUCCAUCAGUUUGGGGACGCCAUCGAUGUCGGUUGAGAGAAUGCUCGAAAAUGGCGGUGCAUGGACUAAUGGUGAUAAGGGACGUGAUGUCAGACAGCUGCGAGAAACACUUGUCAAGUCUCAGGUGCGCGAAAAUCCGAAUGUGCAGGCAAGUUCAAGACACACCCGAAGAGAAUCAAGCGAAGUAGACGAAGGAAAAGAAAAAGACCUCUUCAGACAGGCUGGGCUCAUUUCGCCGAGCUCACGCUCUGCUGAGAGCUCAUCGUCUACCCCAUUUCUCAGGACCUUUCUUACCACCAAUGUGGUUGAUGGUACUGAUCAGUUUGCUUCGCAAAAUAGCCAAGCAACCAAAGAAAAAAGCAAAGACGCUUUUGGACUAGUCGAUUCCGCUCCGACGGGCAUUCAUGCUGAUCAGAGCUUGCCGUCUACUCCACCUCCCAAGGUUCCCGAAUCUACUAAUAAAUCUAGCAGCAGGAUGGAACAGGUCGUUACGAAUCAGCUUGGUGGCCACUUAGACUUCCAAAAUGCUCUCAGUCAAUCUCCAAAAUCUUUGACCGAGAGGAAAAGAUUAGGAAGCAAUGAAUUUACUGACGAUAGACCAUUGAAGAAGAGCGGAUUAAGUCAAGCAGUACCACAAUACGCCAAUGGUAAAAAAAAUGUGGUUAUUCGAGAUCCCGUUAACGGUUCAAGACCUGCAAAUAACUUUAAAGCAUUCUCCAGUUUGCCAGGCCGUUUACAUACCGUUGGUUCGAAAGCAUCGUCUUUACAAACAGGCCAAAUUACGAGGAGCAUCAAUGAUCAGCAAAUGAGUGGUCCGAUGCCUCAGGCCUUGGCGAAAGACCUCAGAGUCAAGCUCAGGUCAGUCAAAGAUGUGCCUUCUAAAAAAUCUUUGUUACCUGAUAUGAAGCCAUUGAAGGAAGUAGUUAUUGGGAUCGCGAUACCAGAGAUGAUAGAGUCGGGAAUGGCUCAAGGGUCAUUUUCAACACACGCAAUCAAUCCUUCAGAAAAAAUUGCUGCUCCUCUAUUACAGAGAGCAUCAGACCCACAACUGGGGAACGUAUCGAGUGGGGACUCGGGUGAUGCUUCAUCUGACUCUUCCGAGCACUCAGCAAAAGAAACAGACAGAAGCGCUCUCAGAAGUAGAAAAGAUAGAGCUAAAUUUCCAGCGAUUGAUUCGGAGUUAGGGAAGUCAUUCCUUGAAGCGCCUUCCCCACAUCUUUAUUCAGACCCGCUGUUAGCAUCUAUUGAGCGGAGUGUAAAUGCAGCUUCUUCGAAAGCAAAUGCGACACCUCCGACAGCUACUUUCACGAGCCUGAAGAACCCUGAAGAAGACCGCAAAAAGACAGAGCGCUUAGUGGCUCGUCGAAUAGGCGCGGAACUGGCUAUUGCCAAAGGUCUGAACAAAAAGAUGCUUGUCAACUUAAUAUUAUCCGGUGUUAUUGCAUGCUCUCCUCUGAAGUCCGGUCGUCUCGUCACAAGCAGUAAUGACAUUUGCAAUAACAACAACUAUGAAGAAAGUCCUGCCUUAUACCUUCAACAUCUAUCAAAACGAGCAAGAUUAGAAAGCUCUGCUUUCGAUAGAGCUCAGGUUCCAGUCCUUGAUAACCAAGUAACUGUUCUCGACAAGCUGACAGUGGAAAGCAUAAGAAAAGGUUUGCGCGAUGCUUGUUUCUAUAUUGACAAGGGUGAGGUAGACCCCAAGGACCUGAACAAGCAGAACAUAGUUCAUGAGCGAGUGAUGAAACUGAAAGAUUUUCUUCUACGAUUGGGGUGUCUAACAUCCGAUGCCAAGUCCCCUUACGUCAAUAUUAUAGUGCUCAUCAACGACCUGGUUGGGCUAAAGAGCGAUGUAAGGUCCUUCGAAUACUCAGGUACACAAAUUUGGAACUACGAAUACGCAGUGAGGCUCUUCGAACUCGUCAGCAGAACGGGUGACUUUUUUACCAACAACGAGGGUAGUUACAGCCUAGGAGCCUCACCUAAUCGCAGGUUGACGGAGAGAGUGGAGCGUCGCAGCGACGCUUCAAAGGUCAUGACCGAAUUACCACAUAAAGUCACCGAUCCUAAAGAUACCGAUCUAAAAAUGGCAUUGACGCUGGAAGAAGAACGAGCUAAUCAAAUACUAGCCAGGCUCGAAGAAACAAAAGCACGCGAUGGUGGUUGUAGGUUGUUUGUGGAAAGCGUAAGCUCAAGUGACAUUGACGUCAUUGGGGAUGGUCUUGAUAAUCUCACCGACGUAAGGCCCCGGACUUCAGAUAAACUCACUGACUCAAGGUCUCAGAUCUCAAACAACGUAACCGACCUGAAACUCCGCACCUUAGCUAGUGAGACUAUCAAGGACCAGUUCAAAAUAGCGUCGUUGCAUGGUCGCCUUUCGGCAAAAGAUAAAGAGAUUGUACGUCUGACAUCGAGGCUAACGGAAGAGCAACGUCGGAUAGAAAAAUGGAGACUUGUUUCGAGCUGCUUAGCUCCGAAGGUCCUCGAAGGCAUAGCUGAGACUGAAGCUGAAUCAAACAGAUGUUUCAUUCCUCAAGAAAAUGAAAGCCAAAACGAAAUGCAGCUUGUUACACCUUCGAACACGGACUCGCAAAGUGGAGUUUUGGACGAGAGUGUAGUCGAGAAUAUUCAUGUGAUAAAAAAUGCGCUACACGCAAGGCCUGGAUCUGGUGGUCAUGGGGAUCAAGUAAGUGCUAAAGGGCAAGCAGGACUAGGAUCUGCAAGAGAUCAAUUAGCACAAGCAUCACAAAGCGAUGAUCUAUUCUUCUCUCGUAUUAUAGCUCUUUCGAAAAGGGUUACGAAUACGAUAUCGUCGGAACAAGAACUGCGUAAGCUUGUUGAUGAUCUAAAGAGCGAGCGCAAGACUUUGGAGGAAACUUUGAUGACUACAAUGCAGGAAAGGGAAAGCGAGAAAAAAGAGGCUGAUCAAAAGCUCGUCGCUUCCCAGCAAAUAAUUGAUGAGCAGCGGCAAGCCAUUUUAUCACUGAAAGAACAAGUGAAAGGAGAGAAAGUCAAGAGGAAGGCCUUGGGCGCUAGCCUCAAUGCUUUAAUCUCGUACCAAAACUCAGGCGAGGAGGAGGAUUCAGGCAAAGAGGGUCCAGAGUAA